UGUUAUUGAACGACAUUUUAUCUUGGAUAUAAUGUAUGAACAGAAAUUAAUUAAGUUUAGUAAUUUUAGCUUCUAUGACCCGUUUUUGUCAGUGUAUUUCGUUGAAAUUAGUUUUAUUUUGUUAAAUAUCCAAAAUAUAUUAUAUUUGUAAUCUAAAUACAUUGUGUAUCACACCGUUUUUUUUUGCUUAGACAAUAUAGCGGGAAAUUAUCGUUGUGACGCGUACAAACAUUUUCACAUAAUACUGUGAGAAUUGACAAUGUCUGAAGAAAUGGCGGUUGGUGAUAACGCGUCAAGCGAAGAACCUAUUACUGAUUCAAAUGGUUCGGCUCGAGGCAGCAUCGUUGCUUCAAUGGAGAAUGUAAAGGCUACUCCUUCUGAUCAAAAGAACGAUCCCCAGAAGGAAUCCAAAGAAGAAACAUUAACAGAAUUAGAAGUGCAAGUAUUCAUUGACCAAGAUGUAGAGGAUUCUGAUGGAGAAAAUGAUGAGGAUGAUAAUAAAAGAGGCAUGAAGCGCAGGGCAUCGUUGGCAUUCAGUGAUGAUUUAGAUACAGAGUUUAAAGGUUUUGAUCACAUAGAAGACAGUCAUAUUUCAGAAGCAUAUGCAAGAAUUGUGGCUGAAGAGGAUUGGAAGUUUCCGAGACGUCCUUCAGUAGAUGAAGACUUCAAAGGAUUUGAUGACUUUGAAGUAAAACCCAUACCUGACCACUACAACCAUGUGAUAGGCCGAUUGGAGAAUGAAAUAUCAGAGGCUGUGAAGAGCUAUACACCAAUUCGAAGUGUGAAGGCAGGAAUGCUUCCACCGACAGCCGGUAAACAGGUCCGACAAGAUACAGAUAGUUCGAGGCCAUCGUCAGCUCUCUCGUCGAGAUCAGAUGGAGAUGCUGCUCAUUUAACAGAUGCCUCAUCAUCACCGCUGGGCAGCGGACGCGGUCGUCGUCCCACCACCGAGAUGUCUUCUCCUUUACUCCGCGUGCCUCUGGAUCGCGGCUGGAAGAGGGAACUCGUGUACCGAGCGGCCCUCGACCCACACUCGAGACGAAAUGCUGACAUAUACUACUACACUCCAAGUGGGAAGAAACUCAGAUCAUCUAGAGAGGUGGCCGAACAUUUAUCAGGAACUGGUCUCAGUAUAGAAAACUUUUCAUUCUUCAAAGAACCACUAGGUAUUGAUGAUCCAGAGAGGGAAAUUAUUAGAGACGCGAAGGUAAUACGUCGUGGGGAAUCUCCAGUGCAGUCGCCUACACCGCCACAACCUGAAAGCAAAAGAACACCAAAGCCUAAGCCAGUUCCACCACCCAAGGAACUUGUGACACAGCCUGCCCCUGCUGAGCCAGAAUCAGUCAAAUCACCACCAUUAAAAAUAAAGGUUAAAUCAAUGGGGUCGAGGCUAAACAAUAACGCUACACCCCCCGCCCCCAAACAACAAAGACGACAAUCCGCGCAACAAACACCGCAGCAACAAACACAGACACAACAACCCACCACGCCAGCUGCCGACAACAACAACAGCGCUGCCUGGAAGAAACAGAGUGAGAAGGUAGGCCGUGGUCGAGUGGCGAAUGGUGCGGUGUCCAACCACUCGGCGCUCGCUUCGCCGAGACGCGGCGGCCGCGCGAAGAAUGACGAAGCCGAUACGUUCGCAGCAUUCUACAAGAGAGCGCAAGAGAAAGAGUACAACGUAGCGGUGCAGAUCUUCCAGUACAUGGGAAUGCGCGACCUCUCGAGGUGUGCACGCGUCUGCAAACUCUGGCGUCAGCUCACCUCAACGCCGCAGCUCUGGCGUCACGUCCGGAUGAAAAACUCGCACGUAAACGACUGGGGAGGGCUGUGUGCCGCGCUCAAGAAACAUGGCACUAAGUGGCUGGACCUGCGCAAGAUGUUGCUACCCACUGAUGACGCUGCGUUCUGGGACCAGUUUAUUGAGAAGAUUGCCUCCGUUGAUGUGUUGGAGAGGCUGGAGCUGUGCCGCUGCCCGGCGCGCGUGGUGGAGGGCGCGUGUCGCGGGCUGCCCGGCCUGCGGGCCCUGGCCGCGCCCGCCGUGCGCGACGCAGAGCUGGACCCGCGGCCGCUGGCGCUGCUGCCGCGGCUGGAGCUGCUGCGGAUUAAGAGUUUAUCCGGACUUUCACUUCAAAGCGACCUUAGUCCACUGAGCUCGCUCCGCGGGCUGCAGCACCUGUCUCUCACCUCUAUCAAGGAGCUGGGCUGGUGCGCUUGUGAGGUGGUGGGUCAGCUGGAGCAGCUGGAGUCUCUGGAGCUCGGCGAGUGCUCGUUCGGCGAGGGCUUCGCGGCGGCGCUGGCGCGGCUGGCCCGGCUGCGGCGGCUGCGGCUGGAGCGCGGCGUGCCGCCCGCCGUGGCCGGCCCGCUGCUGCGGGCGCUGGCCGCCCUGCCCAGCCUCACGCGCCUCGAGCUGGUCAACUUCGACGUCAAGGUCGGCUUCGACGAUGCCCUGGCGGAGUGUACAAACAUACAGAGACUACUCAUCAUACCCACAUAUGUCUCGCAAUCAGCUACUACCAAUAAACAGGUGCUGAGCGCGGUGCUGCGGCUGAAGGACACGCUGACGCACCUGAUGUGGGGCGUGACCAUCGAGCUGCUGCGCGUGACGGAGCUGUUCAUCGACCAGUGCGAGGCGGGCGGCGAGGGCGACGGCGCGGCCGACGGCGACAAGCGCCGCGAGCUCGGCGAGUGCAUCCCCGUGCUCAAGCCCGUGCCCGGCUGCCGGCUACCCGACGACGUGCGCCACGUGGCGGGCCCGCCGCAGGUUGAAAUUCUGCCGAUCCCGACUCUCCAGCGACUCCUGUCAGCUCAGCUCCCCAACACAAAGCUAAAGUUGCUACGUAUCCCGUUCCACGCCACCUGGCGGCAGACCCUCGCCGACUUCCACUAGCAUCCGGCCGCCGUCUGUCUUCCAGCACCCAUUAAAAGACAACCCUGUUUAGUACUAAUUUAUUAAAGGGGACUUAAUGUUAUAUGAAUACAUAUAAGGAAAUAUGGUCACGGUUGGGAUUCUAAUCUUAAUCAAAACCACAACAGCUUAUAAAGUUAUAAGCUUUGUUUCCACAGUAUUGUGUUAUUAAUACUAACAUUACUCUGUAUAAUGUAACAAUAACUGAACUAAGAAACUACAUAUGAAUACAGGAUUGUAUGACUUAUUUUCGUUUUUUAAAUACUUAGCUGAAAUAUAACCAUAUAAGGACAAGGUUUACAAGAUAAUCGAAAAGACUUCGCAAUCUUAUGUCUUGUUUGAUGAAUAAAAUUUACCUAACUUAUUUAUGUUGUAUGUCUUACAUACACCUUAGCCUUAUGAAGCAAUAUAUAAUAUAUAAAAUUCUCGUGUCAUAGUGUUAAACUUUGAACUCCUCCGAAACGGCUUGACCGAUUUAAUUUUGAGUGCAUAUUGGGUAGGUCUGAGAGUCAGACAACAUCUAUUUUUCAUCCCCCUAAAUGUUAAGGGUGGUCCACACGUUUUUUUUAUUAAUUUAUUUGAUUAUGACUCAGCCUUAAAAAAUACAUACAACUUCAAAUUUUCACACAUCUACGAUCAACAGUUACUUUUGUAUCGCGAUUUUGAUAUCGGCAAUACAACGUUUGCUGGGUCAGCUAGUACAUAUAUACAUAGCUUGUAAAAAGUCUGUCCAUCGCUUGUAUUUCCGGACCUGAUGUCAUUAACAAUUAGCGAGGGUUAUGAGUUCUACAAUAUAAAUGUUAUAGAAGCUAUUUUGAUGAUAAGCCGACGAAGCAACAAAUUUUGUGCGUGCUACUUAUCUAUGAAAGUAAAACCUCACGUAAUGAAUUGAUAAUUCCUUUCAUACAUCAAACAAUUAUUAACCAACCAAACGCCCAAAAUUCAGAAGUAAAAUAUACUAGAAAUGAAAGUUUGUAUGACAACACCGAUUAAUGUUCUUUUUCUUUUAAAACUAAGGCUGAGGUGAGAGAUUACUUAGACUUUGCUCAGACUUUACUUACGCAAAUAGUAGCCGAGUGAAAGCUUAGCAGUGUUUGUUUUUAGGGUGCCGGCGCCAAAUGGCAAAUAACGGAACCCUUAUAGAUUCGUCAUGUUUGUCUGUCCUUCCGUAUGUCACAGCAAUUAUUUCCGAAACUAUAAGACCUAUACUUUUGUAUUCUGAACCGCAUUAAGAUUUUCACACAAAAAAAGAAAAACAAAAAAUUUUGGGGUUGCCCCAUACUUAUAAAUGAAACUUAAAAAAAAUUGUGGCCUUCCCCCCUAUUAUAUAUGAUGUUAUGAUUUUACCAUGCAAACUUCCACCGAAAAUUGGAUCGAGACCGACCGAUUUCAUUCAAUCAACUCAAAUAUAAAGUUACAAAGAACUACAAGAACUUUUAUAUUAUGUUACUUGUUGCUACGGAACCCUUUAUGGGCGAGUCCGACUCGUACCUGGCCGCUUUUUAUAGUCAUUUGACAGCUGAAAUUAUGCUGAACUUAAAAGCUAAGACAGCCCAAUGCAAAAGUCAAUUUCGAGUUUUAUCACACUUGACUACGUUUCAUGUAAGUAAAGUCUAAGAACUAUAUAUAGAUCACCGCCUUAAAAGUAUGUUUCAAAGUGACGGGCCAAAAGAAAUAAAAUAUAUCUGCCUUCACACCCUAACGUAGAUUCACUCAAAGCUCGGUUGUAAUGCAAACAAUUUUUUUUUCUUUCCUUUUGGGAUUGCUUGCAUUACAAUCUAGCCUUUACUUAAUAAGUAAUUGUACUUUAACUUUAACUGCUAGAUAAUUAAACUUAGUUAAUUUAGAAGCAAUAAAUAAAUUUAAAUUUUGUCAAAGCCGUGACGAUAUUUUCUUAAAUUUAACUAGGGGCGUAAACGUGAUAUAUAGAUGUAACUUAUGAAUUAGAGCUAGAUAUAUCGACAAAUUAGACGCCAUAUCCCUAUUAGUGUGAAAUGUUGAUUGGCAUUCGGUACUAUGAUGGAGAUCACGAGUUUGAUCAGAUCAAACUGAUCUUGUAAAGAUGGCGGUAAUAUUUUAAUGGUUGAGUGAGUAUAGUUAAUUAAUAAACUCCGACGACGCAACGAAUAGCAAUUUACAAAUAUAGGAGCCGUGUAGUGCGGAACGCACUUUUCGACCUCAGUUUGUGUAUCUCAGUACCAGCGUAUCUAAUGGAAUAUGUUUUGCGUUUAAUUUGUGACCACUAGCUAUUUUUAGGCCAAACAACAGCGUCGUUUUCGUGGAGCCGGUUGUUUUGAGAGUGAAUUUCUUGAUAGUAGAUCAUUAUAUUAACACCAAAAAUUUAAUGCUAUUAGUAAUUUUGGGAAGUACAAGAAUAUGAAGCUUUCUGUAUUGUACGCACACGGGCUAAUUCGAACUGUAUGUGCGUUUCGGUCUUCAGCCGAUAUUUAAGUACAGAUUAUGUUUCAAUAGGGUCUAUGCAUAUGAUAUGUUUUUUUUUUAACUUUAUUCCUUUUAAAAUUCUACCUGCGUCUUUUUUAUCAUAAUUUUAUUUUUAGCAAGAAGUUAAUUUUUGAAAAGAGACUAUUAGUAUAGUUACACUAUUAAUGUCAACUGUCAUCCAAUCCUGUCAGUUUGUUUAUUAUUUGUAAUGAAUGACGUCAUGCCAUGGCAAGCCUUUAACUGCGUCGGGAGGCUAUAUUCAAAUUUUUAUGUACUUUUUGGGCGUUCAAUUUUUUUUAUUAUUAUUUAUAUAUAAUAAACCAUUGAAUUGAAAUAUAUGCAUAUUCCCUUUUAAUGUAGGUUUAUAUUUUUUUAAUGAUUCAAUCAACACAUUUUCAUUUCGAUGAUUUAAUCGUUGUUCGAUAUAAAUCAUGUUUAAUAGUUAUUACGUCAAUAAUUCAUGGUUAUAUAGUAUUGUGAGAAUUACAAAUUUGAAUUGUAUAUCAUUUGUUGCGGCAUCUUAUCACUUCAAUAGGUCAAGAUAUUUUACAUCAAUGCGCGAACAAGACGGAGCAAGGUGACUUGUAUAAGAGAAAAUAUUAUUCUAUGUAUAAAAUAGACGUAGUUGCUGAAAAACGCUCCUACCCACAAACAUCACAUUUUAAGGAAUUCGUGUUUAAAGUUAAAUAAAUAUUACUGUAUUCCGUAUGGAAUGUAUAUGUGUGUUGGGCUACUAAGUCAUGAUGUCAUUUAAAGAGUGACAGCAGGGCUGCCAUUUUUUUUCACCAAUCACGUCACCAGUUUUAUGUUCUUAACUGGAUUUCUACAUAAUUGUGGUUUGGAACGUUUUUCUGGAAUUUCGUCCAAAUUUAAAAAAUAUAAUAUUACUUGUUUAGCAAAGGCAUACUAUAAAAUGCACGUCGACUGUGUGGCAAAUGUGAGCAGCGAUUUUUGAUGAUUAUUACGUUAAACAUGGCUACCGGGCUCUUAUGUAAACAAGCAUAAUAGUUUUAUUUAACGACGGUGCCGCAUGUAACAACUUGAAGUACAGCUACGCUUAACGCAAACCGGAGUACAGACUUUCUGGUCAUACGACCAUUACGGUAAAACAACACCAGACCUGAACCGUGUAUUUACUUUAUAUGAAGUUAGCAAAGAAAAUAAAUUAAAAGAUGGAUACUGGACUCAAGACAGUGAGGCAUAGAUUAUAUAUAUCCAGUUAUAUACAAUAUUAUAUUACCAGUGGGAGCCUCGUUUGCACAGGAUGCCUGAUUAUGGGUACCACAACGGCGCCUCUUUCUGCCGUGAAGUGUGUAAGCAUUAAUGUGUUUCGGUAUGAAGGGUGCCGUAGCUAGUGAAAUUACUGGGCAAAUGAGACUUAACAUCUUAUGUCUCAAGGUGACGAGCGCAAUUGUAGUGCCGCUCGGAAUUUUUAGGUUUUGCAAGAAUCUUGAGCGGCACUGCCUUGUAAUGGGCAAGUUGUAUCAAAUACCAUCAGCUGAACGUCUUGAUCGUCUCGUCCCUUAUUAUCAUAAACAAAGAGUGUAAACAGCUUAAGUCUCAUUUGCCCAGUAAUUCCACUAGCUACUGCGCCCUUCAGACCGAAACGCAGUAAUGUUUACACAUUACUGCUUCACGGCAGAAAUAGGUGCCGUUUUGGUACCCAUAAUCUAGCCGGCGUCUUGUGCAAAGGAGCCUCCCACUCGUGUUGUGAUUCUGAGUUUGUUUAGUCACUGUAGGCUUGCCGCGUCUUGUUUGUGAGUUGAUGUGAUAUAAUAUUGAUUUGUGUAACUUUUGUCACCGUUAGGAACACACCAGUGUACAUUGACAAAUUUGAGGUAUAGUGUUUGCUAGUUAAUAAGAGAUGUAGCGAAAUAUUUUUAUGUAUCGGUCGGACGCAAUGAAAUAUAGUUAUAUUAUAAUAUAGUUUAAUGUAAAUAAUGUAGGGAUAGACUGGCGGGACACUCGCAGCUCGCGAACGUUCGAGGCGUUUUAUUUUAUAUGAGAUAUAAUAAUUAUUCGGAUUGUAUUAUUUCAUAGUAUGUUAACGUUUAUAUUAGCUUGGUUAAUAAUUGUAAAUUUUAGGUACAUUACUCUCUUUGAAUUCUCUUAUCUCAUACUUGACUCAAUUGCUUUUUCAGUGCUGUGAUAAAUGGUUGAUACUGACAUUACCGCGGAAAGUGUUUGUUUCACUCAAUAAAUAUUUUCUUCUCGUUGAACAUUACUUUUGCUUGUUCUUGAUGAGAAACUUUUUUGUGCCCUACAUCUGCCGUGCACAAUAGUUUCCUAUCGAAUAUGUGUAACUUAGGAGAUAAAAAUAUCAGAUCUAAGUUAUAGUUAGUUAUCCAUAAAAUAAUACAUAAAAUAUCUGCAGGAAUUUUGCUGUAAUUUUAUGUUUACAACUUUAAAAUGAUGACUUUACUACUGUGUUUUAAGAUCUUCAAGUAAUUUUUUUUUUCGAUAGUAUUUUUUACUACUUUUUUUACAAGGGAAGCAAGUUCAAUAAAGAGAUACAUUUAUCAUUUCAAUCGGUUGACUCGACGGUUGCUGUACAAUCGGUUUAGCUUGAACAUUGAACAAGAGCGCAAAAAAAAGAAUGCCGGGAGAGUUUCUUGCGCCGCUUCUUCUCUCUCAGAGCGACGGACGGUUGUUGUACAAUCGGUUUAGCUUGAACAUUAUUAAAUUGAGGGUAAAAGACGAGUUGGUUUGGGUAAUGUGUUUGUCAUCAACCUUGUAACCAAUCCACUCAAAUAACAUGUCAUAUCACUGACACCUAAAUUUAUGAUUAUUGAAAGUUUAGUAUGUCUGUAUGUAAUUAAGAAUAAACUCAAUUAUGUAAUGUAUGAAAUGCCUGAAAUAAAUGGUUUAUCAUUAUUAUUAAUUAGGUGUAUCGCAGUAGCCAAUAGAAAUUGCUCACGAUAUAUUGUGAUUCUUAAAAGACCAAUGAGCAUUCAGUACCCUGCGCCCGCUCACCUCAGUUGGUUGACUGCAAUUUUGUAUUGCAUAUCUAUUUAAGUAUUGGGAGUCUUCUGGGCUCGGUAAGGUCGAUGGUGGUAUUAUAUAUCUUCUCCUUUGUUAGAUGUGUAGUGCUCAGUGCGGGUAGGUGGAUAAUAUAUUAGAUGUGACAACGUUGCCAUGUUUAUUCAAAAAUCAGCAUUUAUCACAGCAUAAAUUUUGUGUUAAAUUAUUCGUACAUUUGGGUGUUUAAUUGUAUAAAGUAUAAUCUCUACACAAUUAUGAUUUGUGUAUUUUAAUUUGAAUAAUAUUUAGGUUUCGACAUGUCGCGUGUAGAAAUUGUGAUCUAGCAGUCGUUUGUCGGAACGAUAUGAUAAUUAUUAUGUUAAAACUAAUACUUGAUAUUAAGUAUUGGCGACCGAAUAAACAGUUGUCCCAUA
This is a messenger RNA of Leptidea sinapis, 8745 nucleotides long. RefSeq lists its product as uncharacterized. NCBI's taxonomy places the organism in Eukaryota, Metazoa, Arthropoda, Insecta, Lepidoptera, Pieridae. Gene Ontology annotation, molecular function: DNA binding; protein binding. Bases 260 to 2890 code for a protein of 876 amino acids. The transcript is spliced from 19 exons. The record is from RefSeq and is a predicted model, not a curated record.